Molecule: messenger RNA, 1191 nt
Organism: Neltuma alba
Lineage: Eukaryota; Viridiplantae; Streptophyta; Magnoliopsida; Fabales; Fabaceae
Product: probable ribose-5-phosphate isomerase 4, chloroplastic
Exons: 9
Coding region: 14-889 (291 amino acids)
Biological process (GO): pentose-phosphate shunt, non-oxidative branch
Molecular function (GO): ribose-5-phosphate isomerase activity
Source: RefSeq, a predicted model, not a curated record
GAAGUGCACGGCAAUGGCUUUAGUAGCUUCAUCUUCAUCGUUUUUCUCUGCCCUCACUCAUUCGCAUAUUCCUCCAUGGGGUGACAGAAACAAAAGGAGGUCCAAUUUUCUGAGGAUCAUCCCUCGCUCUUGUCUCGACGACAGUUCCUCUCUGUCCCAAGCAGCUCAAUACACUGUGGAUACAUACGUAAAAAGUGGCAUGAUUGUAGGAUUGGGGUCUGGUCAGGCUUCUGGUUUGGCCAUUAGGCAUUUGGGCCGGCAACUUCAUACUGGUGCUUUAAAGGAUGUAGUAGGGAUCCCUAUGUCUGUCACAAGUGCAAGUGAGGCAGCGAAGGCAGGAAUUCCACUGGAUAGCUACCAAGAGGGUUCUCAAAUUGAUUUUGCAUUUGAUGAUGCUGAUGUUAUAGAAGAAGGAUCACUAAUUGCUGUCAUUGGACGCCGUAAAUUGCAUGGUGAGGAAUCUGUACUAGAAAAGAAGUCCAUACUAAAUGCUUCCAAUAAACUUGCAUUCAUUAUUGAAGAAAACCAGUACAAAGGUGGUCUGGAGGGUUCUAUUCCUGUUUUAGUUCAGUCUUUAGACUGGUUGGAAACUGCUGAAGAGAUUGAUGAUAUGUUCUUGGGCGAUGCUGAGGUCUGGAGAAGACCAUCUAUAGGGCAAGCUGGGCCCCUUGGAGGUGACUUCCCACUAGUCACCAAAGAAGGACAUAAUUUGCUCGAUGUUAUUUUUACAUCUCCAAUUGAAAGCCUCGCUAAAGUGGCAGAAAACCUCGAUACAAUUAAGGGUGUUGCAGGGCAUGGAAUCAUUUCAAAAUUUCCGUGCACAGUGGUAAUUGCCUCCCAGGAUGGGCUCAAUGUGGUGGAUAAAUUGACAGAAAAGGUAGUGGGAUGAGAAUUUGGAUCAGAGUGAUUCAUGAAGUAAACGGAGAGAUAAAGAGGUGGGUCCUAUUUUUGUAAAUUCACUUUUAGAACCAUUCCCUCUCUAUUUUCAUUUUUUCCCCCUUCAUUUGGCCUAAAAGUGAGUUUAGAUUAUCAAUAUUUAGUUAGUUAUAAUAUCAUAUUAUGUAAUAUAGAUCUGUGGCAGCGCAUUUUGUUUUUCUUUGUUUUUUUUUCCCUUUUGGUUUCUUGUCUGCCUCUGCAAGUGAGAUAAAUAGGCAAUAAAGUAUAGUGCAGUUAACAUAAGAAUUUGGUUUA